AUGCGUUAUAACCGGUGGUGGCAACAUCGAUGGAUCAAAUUUAUUGGUAUAUCUCUUAUCGUUUUAACAGUAUUUGUAAUGAUUUCUGCUCUAAUUUUCAAAUUCUAUGUUUUUACACCGAAGAAAUUAACCACUACUAUCACCGUAGAAACAUCACGAACAACAGUGAUGACGACAACUUCUCAGCAGCCAGAUUGGCUUAAAACCGGUAAUAUGAAUUAUGCACGACGAACACAUACAGCAUCUGUGUUAGCGAAUGGAAAAGUAUUGAUCACGGGUGGGCUUGGUGAUCAGGAUUAUCUAAAUAGUUCUGAAUUAUACGAUCCAUUAACACAAACUUGGACAACGACCGGCAACAUGAAUAUUGCACGGGCCGAACACACAGCGUCGUUGUUAUCUAAUGGAAAAGUAUUAGUCACUGGUGGAAUCAACAAUCAAGGCUUUCUUAAUAGUAGUGAACUAUAUAAUCCAUCUACAGGAAUUUGGACACUAACUGGCAGCAUGAUCAAUGCCCGAUCUGAACAUACAGCAUCUGUUUUAACAAGUGGAAAAGUAUUGAUUACUGGCGGAAGUGUUGAUGAACAUUUUCUAAACAAUUCUGAACUAUUCGAUCCGCUAACAGAAACUUGGACAGCUACUGGUAGCAUGAAUAGUCCACGUGCUCAACACACAGCAUCUGUAUUGAUCAAUGGAAAGGUUGUCGUUACUGGUGGGUGUACGAAUUUUAAUCGUUUGAAUAGCGCGGAAUUGUAUGACCCAUUAAUGGAAACUUGGACAAAGACAGGCAGUAUGAACUAUACACGAAGUCAAUUUGUGGCGACUGAAUUAAAGAAUGGAAAAGUCUUGGUGAGUGGCGGAUUCAAUUAUAAUUUUAAUCGUAAUAGUGCUGAACUAUACGAUUCGGUAACAGGAAUAUGGAAAAUCACUGGAAAUAUGAACCACUCCAGAUGGAGACACACAUCAUCUAUAUUGAGCAAUGGAAACGUUCUAGUCACAGGUGGAUUUGAUCACUAUCCUCUAGAUACUGCUGAAUUGUAUGACGUAUCAACUGAAACAUGGAUAUCUAUCAGUCAAAUGAAUAAUGCACGAGGGGGACAUACAGCAUCCGUAUUGACCAAUGGAAAAGUAUUGAUUAGCGGAGGAAUUUAUGAUGGUGAGUCAUUGAACAGUGCAGAAUUAUAUAAAUCAGUUGAAACAAAUUAA
Adineta ricciae is the source of this 1203-nucleotide messenger RNA. Lineage: Eukaryota; Metazoa; Rotifera; Eurotatoria; Adinetida; Adinetidae. The record is from the annotation of a GenBank genome assembly.